AUGAGAGAGCUCGUCAACAUUCCACUGGUACAUAUUCUUACUUUGGUUGCCUUCAGCGGGACUGAGAAACUUCCAAAAGCUCCUGUCAUCACUACUCCGCUGGAAACAGUGGAUGCCUUAGUUGAAGAAGUGGCUACAUUUAUGUGUGCAGUGGAAUCCUAUCCCCAGCCUGAAAUUUCCUGGACCAGAAAUAAAAUUCUCAUUAAGCUCUUUGACACCCGGUACAGCAUUCGCGAGAACGGGCAGCUCCUCACCAUCCUGAGCGUGGAAGACAGCGACGAUGGCGUCUACUGCUGCACGGCCAACAACGGCGUGGGGGGUGCUGCGGAGAGCUGCGGGGCUCUGCAAGUGAAGAUGAAACCGAAAAUAACUCGUCCUCCCAUAAAUGUAAAAAUCAUAGAAGGACUGAAAGCAGUUCUACCAUGUACUACAAUGGGCAAUCCCAAACCAUCAGUGUCAUGGAUUAAGGGGGACAGUGCUCUCAGGGAGAAUCCCCGCAUUGCAGUUCUUGAAUCUGGGAGUUUAAGGAUUCAUAAUGUGCAAAAGGAAGAUGCAGGACAUUAUCGGUGUGUGGCAAAAAACAGCCUCGGGACGGCAUAUUCCAAAUUGGUGAAGCUGGAAGUUGAGGUUUUUGCCAGAAUCCUGCGGGCUCCUGAAUCCCACAAUGUCACAUUUGGCUCCUUUGUGACCCUGCGCUGCACAGCAACAGGCAUCCCUGUCCCCACCAUCACCUGGAUUGAAAAUGGAAAUGCCGUUUCCUCUGGGUCCAUUCAGGAAAGUGUGAAAGACCGAGUGAUUGACUCAAGACUGCAGCUGCUUAUCACUAAGCCAGGACUCUUCACAUGCAUAGCUACUAACAAGCACGGAGAGAAAUUUAGCACUGCAAAGGCUGCGGCCACCAUUAGCAUAGCAGAAUGGAGUAAAUUACAGAAAGAUAACAAAGGCUACUGCGCCCAGUACAGAGGGGAGGUAUGUAAUGCUGUCCUGGCCAGAGACGCUCUUGUUUUCUUCAACAACUCCUAUGCACACCCUGAGGAGGCCCAAGAAUUACUGGUUCACACGGCCUGGAAUGAACUGAAAGCAGUGAGCCCGUUUUGCCGGCCAGCUGCUGAGGCUUUGCUGUGUAACCACAUCUUCCAAGAAUGCAACCCUGGAGCAGUACCUACUCCUACACCCAUUUGCAGAGAAUACUGCCUGGCAGUAAAGGAGCUCUUCUGUGCAAAAGAAUGGCUGGCAAUGGAAGAGAAGACUCACAGAGGACUCUACAGAUCUGGGAUGCACCUGCUCCCUGUGCCAGAAUGCACCAAACUCCCCAGCAUGCACUGGGACCCCACGGCCUGCACCAGACUGCCAUAUUUAGAUUAUAAAAAAGAAAACUUAACAACAUUCCCACCAAUGACGUCCUCAAAGCCAAGUGUGGACAUUCCAAAUCUGCCUUCCUCUUCUUCUUCCUCCUUGUCCGUCUCACCUACAUACUCCAUGACUGUAAUAAUCUCCAUCAUGUCCAGCUUUGCAAUAUUUGUGCUUCUUACUGUAACUACUCUUUAUUGCUGCCGGAGACGAAAACAAUGGAAAAAUAAGAAAAGAGAGUCAGCGGCGGUAACCCUCACUACUCUUCCCUCUGAGCUCUUACUAGACAGACUUCAUCCCAACCCCAUGUACCAGAGGAUGCCACUCCUGCUGAAUCCCAAACUGCUGAGCCUGGAGUACCCAAGGAAUAACAUUGAAUAUGUGAGAGAUAUUGGCGAAGGAGCAUUUGGAAGGGUCUUUCAAGCAAGGGCUCCGGGCUUACUUCCCUAUGAACCGUUCACAAUGGUGGCAGUGAAGAUGCUCAAAGAAGAAGCCUCAGCAGACAUGCAAGCCGACUUUCAGAGGGAGGCAGCCCUCAUGGCAGAAUUUGAUAACCCUAACAUUGUGAAACUCUUAGGCGUGUGUGCCGUCGGGAAGCCCAUGUGCCUGCUCUUUGAAUACAUGGCCUACGGCGACCUCAACGAGUUCCUCCGCGGCAUGUCCCCGCACCCCGUGUGUAGCCUCAGUCACAGCGACCUGUCCGGGAGGGCCCAGGCCGCCAGCCCGGCCCCGCCACCGCUCUCCUGCGCGGAGCAGCUGUGCAUCGCCAGGCAGGUGGCCGCCGGCAUGGCUUACCUCUCCGAGCGCAAGUUCGUGCACCGGGACCUGGCCACCAGGAACUGCCUGGUGGGCGAGAACAUGGUGGUGAAAAUCGCCGACUUCGGCCUCUCCCGGAACAUCUACUCGGCGGACUACUACAAAGCUAACGAGAACGACGCCAUCCCCAUCCGCUGGAUGCCCCCCGAGUCCAUCUUCUACAACCGCUACACCACCGAGUCGGACGUGUGGGCCUACGGCGUGGUCCUGUGGGAGAUCUUCUCCUACGGCCUGCAGCCCUACUACGGCAUGGCCCAUGAGGAGGUCAUCUACUACGUGCGCGACGGCCACAUCCUGUCCCGGCCUGAGGACUGCCCCCUGGAGCUGUACAACCUGAUGCGCCUGUGCUGGAGCAAGCUGCCCGCCGACAGACCCAGCUUCCCCAGCAUUCACCGAAUUCUGCAGCGGAUGUGCGAGAGAGCGGAGGGAACAGUGGGCGUCUGA
Messenger RNA from Puma concolor (puma), 2610 nucleotides. It is a transcript of the gene MUSK, whose product is annotated as muscle associated receptor tyrosine kinase. The record is from RefSeq and is a predicted model, not a curated record. Gene Ontology annotation, molecular function: transmembrane receptor protein tyrosine kinase activity; ATP binding; Wnt-protein binding. Gene Ontology annotation, biological process: cell surface receptor protein tyrosine kinase signaling pathway; protein phosphorylation; positive regulation of kinase activity. Gene Ontology annotation, cellular component: plasma membrane; signaling receptor complex. NCBI's taxonomy places the organism in Eukaryota, Metazoa, Chordata, Mammalia, Carnivora, Felidae.